UGUGUUUCAGGUUCGGCUGUUCUGGCUCUCUUGUUAGCUGGCUAUCUAGCACAGCAGUAUUUACCGAUGCCUACACCGAAAAUAAUUGGGAUUGACCUUGGCACGACAUACUGCUCUGUUGGUGUCUUUCUUCCUGGAACUGGGCAGGUGAAGGUUAUUGCAGAUGGAAGUGGGCACAACAGCAUACCAAGUAUAGUCUCUUUCACAGACAGUGAUGUGUACGUAGGAUAUGAUGGCCUAGAACUGGCUGAUUCAAAUCCUCAGAACACCAUAUAUGAUGCAAAAAGAUUCAUUGGGAAAAUCUUCUCUUCAGAAGAACUGAGAAGAGAAAGUAGCAGGUAUCCCUUUAAGAUUUUGAACAACAAUGGAUCAGCUGAAUUUUCUGUGACAACCAAUGAAACCUUCUGCGUCACGCCAGAGCAUAUUGGCUCUCAGCUGAUACUGAAACUGAAGAGGAUGGCAGAAGACUAUCUUGGCAUGCCCAUUUCGAGGGCAGUCAUCUCUGUGCCGGCAGAGUUUGAUGAAAGGCAACGGAAUUCUACCAUUAAGGCAGCUAACCUCGCAGGGCUAACAAUUUUGCGAGUAAUCAAUGAACCCACAGCUGCAGCGAUGGCUUACGGACUCCACAGAGCUGAUGUGUUUAAUGUUCUGGUGGUGGAUUUGGGUGGAGGAACUCUGGAUGUGUCUCUGCUGAACAAGCAGGGAGGGAUGUUCCUGACACGAGCCAUGGCAGGUAACAACAAACUUGGAGGACAGGAUUUUAAUCAGAGGUUGAUGCUGUAUUUAUACGAUCAGCUCCAUCAAGCGUAUGGUUCUCUGCCAACAAGAAAAGAAGAAAUACAUCGCCUCAGACAGGCAGUGGAAGCAGUUAAGUUAAAUCUGACUGUUCAUGAGGCAGCUAUGCUGAGGGUGGUGUUGACUAUGCCGGAAAGGAAGCUUACAAAAGAACUUCCAGAAAUGGAGUUAAACGCUAUGCUCAAAGACAAGCCUUCACAGAGAACAGAAGAUCUGAAUGAUCUUGGAGACACUUGGAAAGUAGAGAACAACUUUGUCAAAGUUGUGUUUGAAAAGGAAAUCUCCAGGAAGCUAUUUGAGACAUUAAAUGAGGAUCUUUUUGAGAAGAUCCUUGUUCCCAUCGAACAGGUGUUGAAGGAAGGCCACCUACACAAAACAGAAGUGGAUGAAGUUGUGUUAGUUGGAGGCUCCACUCGCAUUCCUCAGAUACGUAAAGUUAUUCGGGAUUUCUUUGGAAAGGAUCCUAACACCUCCGUAGAUCCUGAUCUAGCGGUUGUAAUGGGCGUAGCUAUCCAAGCAGGAAUUGUUGGUGGGUCCUGGCCUCUCCAAGUCAGCGCAAUAGAAAUUCCUAAUAAGCAUUUACGGAAGACUAAUUUCAACUGAAAAGAAACUCUUCCCUGUUGCAUUCCAUGACUCCGAAAGUGUACUGAUGCUGCACACUUACCUGACUGGCAGCGGAGCCUAACCUUAGCCCUGUUACAUUCAUUUUUUU
Molecule: messenger RNA, 1507 nt
Organism: Eurypyga helias (sunbittern)
Lineage: Eukaryota; Metazoa; Chordata; Aves; Eurypygiformes; Eurypygidae
Gene: HSPA13
Product: heat shock protein 70kDa family, member 13
Exons: 4
Biological process (GO): cellular response to unfolded protein; protein refolding; vesicle-mediated transport
Cellular component (GO): nucleus; plasma membrane; cytosol
Molecular function (GO): ATP binding; ATP hydrolysis activity; ATP-dependent protein folding chaperone
Source: RefSeq, a predicted model, not a curated record